This is a messenger RNA of Polyodon spathula (Mississippi paddlefish), 4840 nucleotides long. RefSeq names its product minichromosome maintenance 9 homologous recombination repair factor (gene mcm9). Bases 110 to 3250 code for a protein of 1046 amino acids. Gene Ontology annotation, molecular function: ATP hydrolysis activity; single-stranded DNA binding; single-stranded DNA helicase activity. Gene Ontology annotation, cellular component: MCM complex; nucleus. NCBI's taxonomy places the organism in Eukaryota, Metazoa, Chordata, Actinopteri, Acipenseriformes, Polyodontidae. The transcript is spliced from 13 exons. Gene Ontology annotation, biological process: double-strand break repair via homologous recombination. The record is from RefSeq and is a predicted model, not a curated record.
UGCAAUUUGUGGUGAAGGUUUUCAUAGGGACUGAAUUUUAUAACAUUAAACAAAUAAUAAUAGUCAGGUCCUGGCGAAUGUGUCUGACCUAGAAAAAAUCUGGUUCAAGAUGCUUUUAAAUUCAGACCAGGUUGCCUUCAUAGGGCAGGUGUUUGAAUCCUAUGUGAUUGAACAUCACAAAAGCAAUGUCCUCCAGAUUCUACAGGAACCUGAUGACGAUGCGCACUAUGCAGUUGUGGUGAAUGCUAUGACCCUUUUUGAGACCAACAUGGAGGUUGGGGAAUACUUCAAUGCUUAUCCUAAUGAGGUGCUCCCUGUUUUUGAUAAUGGUUUACGUAGAGCUGCCAUGACUGUUUUGCAGUCAGUUUCCCAGCAAAGUGGCCACACAAUGAAACAAAAUCUCCAUGCUAGAAUAUCAGCUUUGCCGGUUUGCCCUGAACUGACGAGGGAGCAAAUACCUAAAUCCAGAGACGUAGGGCACUUCCUGUCCGUCACUGGAACAGUCAUACGCACUGGCAUGACGAAGGUGCUGGAGUUUGAGCGGGACUACAUGUGUAACAAGUGCAAGCAUGUCUUCUGCGUGAAAGCAGACUUCGAACAGUAUUACACUUUCAGCCGGCCUGUGUACUGCCCCAAUGAGGAAGGCUGCAACUCCUUUAAGUUCACCUGCCUGUCGGCAAGCUCUUCCACACCUGCUACCUGCAGGGAUUACCAGGAAAUCAAGAUUCAAGAGCAGGUUCAGAGGCUGUCUGUGGGAAGUAUUCCACGGUCUAUGAUAGUAGUACUGGAAGAUGAUUUAGUGGACAGUUGCAAAUCUGGAGAUGAUGUUACAGUGUAUGGCGUUGUGAUGCAGAGAUGGAAGCCCCUCUAUCAAGAUGCCCGCUGUAACCUGGAGAUAGUUUUAAAAGCCAACUUUAUUGAAGUUAAUAAUGAACAGCCUACGGGUGUGGUGAUUAAUGAGGAAGUUCAGAAAGAAUACGAAGAUUUCUGGGAUAAAUACAAAAAUAAUCCUUUAGCAGGUAGGAAUAAAAUUCUGAUGAGCCUAUGUCCCCAGGUUUUUGGCAUGUAUGUUGUGAAGCUUGCUGUCGCCAUGGUGUUGGCAGGAGGUGUACAAAGAAUUGAUGCAUCUGGAAGUAAGGUCAGAGGUGAGUCCCACCUUUUACUAGUGGGAGACCCCGGAACUGGAAAAUCUCAGUUUUUGAAAUAUGCUGCAAAAAUUACUCCUCGGUCAGUCCUUACUGCAGGAAUUGGAUCCACUAGUGCAGGGUUGACUGUUACUGCAGUAAAGGAAUCUGGAGAGUGGAGUUUGGAGGCUGGUGCUUUGGUGCUGUCUGAUGGAGGGCUGUGUUGUAUAGAUGAGUUCAACAGCAUCAAGGAACACGAUAGGACCAGCAUUCAUGAAGCCAUGGAGCAGCAGACAAUCAGUGUAGCCAAGGCUGGUAUAGUGUGCAAGCUAAACACAAGGACCACCAUCUUGGCAGCAACUAACCCCAAAGGCCAGUAUGACUCCAAUGUGUCUGUAUCUGUAAAUGUAGCCCUUGGCAGCCCACUGCUCAGCCGCUUUGACUUGGUCCUGGUGUUGCUGGACACUAAGAAUGAGGAGUGGGACCAUAUCAUCUCCUCCUUUAUACUGGAAAACAAAGGUGCUCCCAGUGUAUCUGCGAAAUUGUGGAGCAUGGAGAAGAUGAAAACAUAUUUCUGUCUUAUUAAGGCCUUGAAGCCCAGAAUGUCUGAAGAAGCCAAUGCUAUCCUAAUUCGAUAUUAUCAGCUGCAGCGGCAGAGUGAUCUCAGAAAUGCUGCCAGAACCACUAUUCGCUUGCUAGAAAGCUUGAGUCGCUUAGCAGAAGCUCAUUCAAGGCUGAUGUUCAGGGACAUUGUGACAGUGGAAGAUGCAAUCGUUGUUGUUUCAGUCAUGGAGUGUUCAAUGCAGGGAGGUGCUCUUCUCGGUGGUGGGAAUGCAUUGCAUACUUCUUUUCCAGAGGACCCAUGUGAGCAGUAUAAAAUGCAAUGUGAGCUGCUUCUUGAAGGACUGGGGCUGCAACAUCUUCUCAGUAAUGAACUGGAACGCCUUAAUAAGUUACAGAGUAAUUGUGCUGGUCCUUCUAAACAAACAGAGGCUUCCGUGCAUGAAGGUGGAUUACAUGAUAAUUCAACUAUUCAAACAGUAAAACCAUCUGCAAAAGAAUCGGAGACAAACAGCAGCUGUGAACAUGGUCUGGAAUGGUUCAUCUCUUUGAAAAAUAGAACUGAGACAGAACCAAAUAUGCAUGUGUCACCAAUACAAAAGGUGCCAGAGGAGGGUUACAAUGAGAAAACUUCAACUGAAUUAGGUGAUUCACUUCAUAAUAACAAAAGCAUUCAGGAUCUGUCAAGUAGCAACUUGGCAGUAAGUGCAGCUGUAACUGAUACGUUGGCUGCACAAGAUAAACUGGCCAGCUCUGUUGUCAAAGAAACUAUUGCUUCAGAAAAGGACAGCAGUACAACAGCCAAAGAGUCUGUUGUAACAGUAAAGGGUUCUAAACAUCUACACAGUAAGAGAAAGAAAAAGAUCAAACAUCUUUGUCAGGAUACAGAAAGCUAUGAAAAGAACACUGAUUUAAAAUCAGACCAUUCUGGUUUAUUAGACCAAAGUCACAAUGGAUCAGACUAUCCCUCUUCUGCUGACAACAGGCUUUCACACAGCACACCUCUAAAAUGCAUGACUUUGGUGAGAAAAAAUAAGAAAGCCCAGGUUGACCACACUGCAGAUCCUCCUGCACCAGAUACUGACUUUCUACAGUCAAAACUGAGUUGUUUUGUGUUUAAACCAAGGGAGAGAUUAUCUUAUUCUGAUGAUUGUCAUAGUGUAUGUAAUAAGCGGGAUCAGUUAUUACAGAAACUAAAUGGUAAUGAUAUGGGUCAUGCUGACACCACUGAAUCAAGGGGAGACCAAGUGAAAAGCCACGCACCAAGCGACACCAGCAGAGGUGUAGUGUCCUCCACUGCAUUAGCAAAACUUGCUAAAUUUUCCUUCACGUCCCCCUCAGAGGAGAAGUCUGUUGACCAAACCGUUGUUAAAGCACAAGGGCAAGCACAGGUUCACAUGGGACAGAAUACAGACAGUACUGGUGGUUCUAGAAAAAGAAAAUCCUUUCAACUGGGUUUUACUGAUCCAAGAAAUACCACAUCAAGCAAAGCUCUGUUUUGCUCUUCACUGCUGGAUGAUGAAGCCUUAGAUGUUGAUUGGGAAGAAGAAUUCAGGAAAAAAUGAUAAUUUCAUCAGUGUGUGUUUGGAGUUUUAUGGCUGGAAGACUUUUUAUUUCUACUUCAGACCAAGAGGUACAUACCAAAAAAGUUAAUAAAAAUAUAAUUGCAGGAGCGGUGCUCUUGUAGUUACCUUUUUAUAAUUUUGGUUACCGAUGUUCAUAAUACACUCCUUGUGUUGAAGCUUGGGUUUUAAAAUCUUCAAUAUAGUAUGUACACUGAAUAUACUGUAUAUACUGAAUUGAAUUAUUCUUUAUCAAUUAUAGAAAAUCUAUUAUCUGUUGCUCUUAUGCCAUUUGUAUAGUGUUUUUUUUUUUUUUUCUAAGAAAAUUAUUAAAAUUAUUUUGGAUUAACAAUACUAUAAGUUCACAAGUAAUGAAGUGAAUGAUGUUGUAAUGCCAAUUUUACUUUUCUUUUUGGGUUCUUGACAAGCGUUAUAAUCAAUACAUUUAGUAAGCCUGUAAAGGAAAUAUCAUUUUGUAUACAAGCAUUUGAAGUAACUGAAUUUUUGUUGUAUUUUUUCCAUUUAAAAAAGAUUCUACAAACUGCUCAUAAAUCACAGUACUGUAUUUGUCAAGGUAGCCAAAUUCCCCCAAGAGACUAGGCUGUGUUUCUGCUUAAUGAGCUGAGCAUGGAGGUGCUGUCAAGGUCACAGAAAAGUCCCAAGGAGUUGUUCGCUGAGGCUUAUGGCAAGAAUGUAAUGUGUGUAGAACAGGGAUUUUCAUUAUAGGGUCAUUGGCUGCACUUUUUUAGCACAGGUAAGAAUGGCUUUUGCUUUUACUGACUAAUUCAUUUUGAGUAGUGACAGUUGAAGUAUGUUUAAAUAACUGAUUUAAAGUGUCAGAGAACUGCAAUAAAAGCUGAAAAUGCUACUUGGAAUUGUCAAACCAUGAGUUCUUACUUGCUGUUUUACCUUUCACAAAUGAAGUGUGGCAUUGAAUUCAUAAAAAUGAGCAUGAUUUGUAUAUCAGACUCUUUAAGCCUUCUAUUGACUAAUAAGAUUGUGAUCCUUCGUGACAUAUUUUCCUUUUUUUUUUUUAAACCUUUUUUAAUAGAGCAUACACUUUUACACAGUUAAGUAUUGAAUAUUCAAGGAACAAUAUUGUUACAUAGAGAGAAGAAUUACCCCCUGCCCUGAGUUAUUAAUACAGGAGACAUGGGUAAUAAAAAUGUUGUGAUCCACUUCUGUGCAUGAAGCAAGGGCCUUAUCAAUUAUGGAUGCAAAAUAUCAAUGUUAUUUGCUCCUAGCUCAAUCAUAUCUGGAAAAAGUCAUAUUUGCUGUACAUCCGAAUAUAACACUGCUGCCACUUUAUAUAUUGCAUCUUGUUUUCUGUAACUACUUAUGACCACUGGGAUGAUAAUGCCAAAAAAAGUACAAGGAUCUACCGUGGUUAGAAAAUGUUAGAUUUUUUUAAUUUUAUUUUUUAUAUGAUUUACACCUUUUUAAGUAGACCCUUGUUUUACAAAGGGUUUUGUUAAUUUUCAUUAUAUAGACCUCAGCUACGGUAUUCUGUCAGCUAUAUAUGUAUUUUUUGUUUUGCAUUAAACUCCAGCUUACAACUGAGACUACUGUUUGCCCAACGCUUUGUUUGAAAAA